CAUGGCUUUUAAAGGCCUCCAUUCCUAUGUCCUAAGUCUCUGAGUUAUUUCAUUGCAGCGCACUCAAGUUCUCCAUUGAAGCGCACUCAACGUUCUCCAUCGAAGCGUUCUCCGUUGAAUCUAAUUCUUGUAUCCCCCAUUGAAGCAGCUUCUAAGGGCGGCCGCCCCUCCUGCCCUGCCUCAGGGACGGGCCUGCUUAAACCCCCUGCUAAAACUCUUUCUCCUUUGAUUGUAAGUCCUAAACAAUGAGAUUCAAAAAGCAAAAGCGUCACAGAAAAACCGUCAGAUUCUACACUGCUUGCUUUGGUUUUCGAGAACCAUUCAAAGUUCUAUGCGACGGUACUUUUGUUCAUCACCUUGUUUCUAAUAAUCUUCCUCCUGAAACUACCGUCUCCAACACUCUUGGCGCUUCUGUUCAGCUCUUCACUUCCAAAUGUGUUAUCGAAGAGUUGAAGUCUCUUGGAAAAUCACAUGUUGAAUCAUAUCGUGUUGCUCGGAGAGAUUACAAGCUUGCUAGAUGUGAGCAUGGAGAACAGGAAAGUGCCUUAAAUUGCAUAAUAGAAGUUAUUGGAGAAAACAACCCUGAACACUUCUUUGUUGCUACACAAGACAUUGAAUUACGAAAGAAAUGCCGAAAGGUACCUGGAGUCCCAGUGAUGUUUGGUUUACGAAAUGCUGUAUUUCUUGAGCAACUUUCAUCCUAUCAGCGUGAAUUUGUGAAGGCAGCUGAAGAAGAAAGGCUACAUAUGACUGAUUCAGAAUAUAAGUUGUUACAAAAGAGAGUAAAGGGCAUAUUGAAUACCACGGAAUUAAAGGACCUGGCAGAGGAAGGAACUGACGAUGAAGAUUUACUGGGUCAGCCUGUAGUAAGUCGAAUGCCUAGUAAGACAGAUGCAAUUCAUGCAAAGGACAAGGCUCAAUUUAAAAAGAAGAGAGCAAAGGGUCCAAACCCGCUGUCGUGUAAAAAGAAGAAAUCUAUUAGCAGUUCAGGACCUAGUGCUGAGAAGGCUGACAAGACUGAUAGUGAUACGAAGAGAAGCAGGCCUAGGAAGAGAAAGAGAUCUCACAAGGCCAACACAUCCUCAGAUACUGUAUAACUUUCGUAAGAGUUUCUUUUAGGUCGAUCUAUGGGUUAGAGGUUUUGAUGGCUCUUAAUUUUAUUUAGAGAGUGGAAGAUGGCUCUUAAUUUUUUCAUAUAGUAUGAUUGUCAUGUCUUGUUAAUUUUGUUUGUGGAAUAUUCAACUUAUGCCCAAAGCAUGUCAUUCUUUAGUAAAUUUAUUCAACUUAUAUGAUCACAAGUAUAGUGAUAACUGACCUCUUGAACUAUAUGUACAAUCUUAUUAGGCAACUUUGGAAAAAUUCAUGACUAAGAUUACAAAAUGGUAAGUAUGUUUUGGCCUAA
Molecule: messenger RNA, 1402 nt
Organism: Chenopodium quinoa (quinoa)
Lineage: Eukaryota; Viridiplantae; Streptophyta; Magnoliopsida; Caryophyllales; Amaranthaceae
Product: rRNA-processing protein UTP23 homolog
Exons: 7
Coding region: 246-1097 (283 amino acids)
Cellular component (GO): nucleolus; small-subunit processome
Molecular function (GO): small ribosomal subunit rRNA binding
Source: RefSeq, a predicted model, not a curated record